UGAGACCAGAAAGCUGGCGCCAAAUUGAGUUUGUGACGUGAAGAGUUUAGUUUCGUCCGAAACAAGCUGUAUAUAUCAGUCUGUUCAUUUGAAUGGGACCCGCGGGGACUGUUCCCUGUUAGUGAAGCGUUAGUUGGAGACUCGAGAUGCCGACACUGACUGUGAAUGGAGUCACAGUGAAUUUCCCCUUCCCUCCAUACGAGUGUCAGAAGGUCUACAUGAACAAAGUGAUUGAAUGUCUUCAGACGAAAGAGAACGGGGCUCUGGAGAGUCCCACGGGCACUGGUAAAACCUUGUGUCUGCUGUGUGCCACCUUGGCCUGGAGGGAGCACUUCAAGGACACCAUCUCUGCCCGCAAGAUAGCACAGAAGAUGGACGGGGAGAUGUUCCCAAACACACCGCUCGCAUCCUGGGGAUCGGCUGCCACAGACGGUGACACACCAACCUACUACACUGACGUCCCCAAGAUCAUUUACGCAUCCAGGACACAUUCUCAGCUGGCACAGGUCAUGAAUGAGUUAAAGAACACUUCAUACAGGCCAAAGGUGUGUGUGCUGGGGUCAAGAGAGCAGCUAUGUAUUAACCAGGAAGUGAUGCGUCAAGAGAGCAACCAUGUUAAGGUCCAUAUGUGCAGAGGAAAAGUCUCCACCAGGUCAUGUGUCUACUACAAUAAUGUUGAUGAGAAGAGCACUGACAGAGACUUGGUGAACUCUAUCCUUGAUGUGGAAGACUUGGUCAAAUUUGGCAACAAACAGAGGGCCUGUCCUUACUAUCUCUCACGUUCCUUAAAGCAGCAAGCAGAUAUCAUUUUUAUGCCUUACAAUUACCUGCUGGAUCCAAAGAGCCGUAGAGCCCACAAUAUUGAGCUGAAUGGAGCUGUGGUCAUUUUUGAUGAAGCUCAUAAUGUGGAGAAAACAUGCGAAGAGUCCACGUCAUUUGACCUGACUCCCUAUGAUGUAGCCUCUGCCAUUAAUGCUGUGGACAGGCUGCUGGUGGAGCAGGCUAAAGAAGCCAGCCACACAGAUGCUGUCACUGAAAACUUCAAUGUAGAAUCCCUCAACUCAGGUUUAAAAAUAGAUUUGGUCACCGUUGCUAAAAUCAAACAGAUUCUAUUGGAUCUGGAAGCUGCCAUUGAUUCCUAUGAUGUUCCAAGUGACAAAGGCAUCACUAAACCUGGAAUCUUCAUCUAUGAGCUGUUAGAGAGAGCUCACCUGACCUACAGCAGCAAGACAGCAGUCCAUGAAGCUCUGGAGCAGAUCAGUGGAUACUUAGCUGGGCAGACAGGAAUAUUCUUGAACACCAAUGGACUGCAGAAGCUGGCUGAUAUCAUACAGCUGGUGUUCUGUGGUGAGCCAUCAGAAAAGGACAGACAGCAGCAGAUGCAGUUGAACACCUCUCAUUUUAAGGUUCAUAUUCACAGAGACACCAGCUCUCACAAGAAAAAACAGAGCUCUGAUGUGUGGGCGUCAUCCUCAUCGAAGAAACAAGGCAAUAUUCUGAGUUACUGGUGCUUCUCUCCUGGCUACAGCAUGCAGGAUCUGGUGAAUCAAGGUGUUCGCUGCAUCAUUCUGACCAGUGGUACCCUCUCUCCUCUGUCAUCAUUCACCUCUGAGAUGAGGAUAAAAUUCCCAGUGUGUCUGGAGAACGGCCAUGUGAUUGAGCGGGACCAGAUCUUUGUUAGCGUCAUUGAACGAGGCCCAGAUGGCGUGCAAUUGAGUUCAGCGUUUGACAGAAGGUUUGUUCCUGAAAACAUGGCAUCUUUAGGCAAAACUGUUGCCAACAUGAGCCGUGUGGUUCCUCAUGGUCUCUUAGUGUUCUUUCCCUCCUUCUCUUUAAUGGACAAAACACUGGACUUCUGGAGAGAUAACGGACAUGCAGAUCGUAUUGAGAGCAUAAAGCCUAUGUUUGUUGAACCUAAAGGAAAGGGCACCUUUACUGAGGCUAUUGAUGGAUAUUACAACAAAGUCCGUGAUCCAGCAUCCAAAGGGGGAAGCUUCUUUGCGGUGUGUCGAGGGAAGGCUAGCGAAGGUCUGGAUUUUACAGACAACUUUGGUCGAGGUGUCAUCAUCACAGGCCUUCCCUUCCCUCCAAGGAUGGACCCUCGAGUCAUCUUGAAGAUGCAGUUCUUGGAUGAGAUGAGCCGGAAGAGAGUUCCUGGACUAAAGUACCUGUCUGGGCAGGAGUGGUACAGACAGCAGGCUUUCAGAGCUGUGAACCAGGCCGUGGGUAGAGUUAUUCGCCAUAAGGACGACUAUGGAGCCAUAUUCCUGUGCGAUCACAGGUUUAAAAGCUCUGAAGCCCGGGCUCAGCUUCCAUCAUGGGUUAGACCUUAUGUGCGUCUGUACGAUGGCUUUGGGAAUGUGGUCCGUGACGUCUCUCAAUUCUUCAGGGUUGCACAGAAAAUGAGGCCUGUAGUAGAAAAGACUGCUGCAGGGAAAUGUAGCACAGAGUGCCUAUCAGACACUCAGUCCUCUGGCUUCACUUCCUGCGCAUCCACCCAAAGCUCCCACACACAGAAGGCUAAGAUGUUGGACAGCCACCUUCCCAGCCUGAAGAGGAGGAGGCUCAAUGAAAACACUGGAGCUAGUGGGAUGGCCAAAAUCUGUAUUGAGUACGAGUGUGAGGUGCAGGAGAGUCAGAGGAGACCAGCCAACCUGUUGGACGCUCUGGAACGAGGUGACGUCCACGAUGGAGAGGGCGCUGAUGCUGCCGUGGGAGAGGAGAAGGCAAACCAUCUGUCCACCCUCUCUCUUAAACAUGACAAGAGGAUGGAAGAUGAAAUGCGGGGAGGAAAACGUAAAAUCAAAUUGGUCCAAGAGCAGAAAAUCAGCGUGUCAGAGGAUGUGUGUGGGGAAAGUAGAGCCAGCCGAGCUAAGACGUUUCUGGCAGAGAUGAAGAAGUCACUGAGCCAGGUCAACUUCGAUCGCAUCGUGCAGGCGCUGCAGACCUACAAGAAGACAGACAACCUGGAUGUCCUGCUCACUGAGACAGCUGUCUUAACUGAGGACACCAACACUCACAGUCUGCUCCGUGGCUUCUACCAGUUUGUUCGGCCACAUCACAAGAAGAGGUUCGAUGAGAGGUGUGUGGAGCUGACAGGGCAGGGCUGCGGAUACAAACCGGACCACUCACUGUCAAAGGAUGAGAAGAAGGUGCUGAUACUGCAGAGUGCCACAGACCGUGAGCCUGCUGUGAGUCUAACCUCCUCCAGUGGGACGUCUACCUGCAGGCAGCUUAAUACAGAGCAGCUCAACAAAGGGGGACAUCACUUAAACCAGCAAGGAUUAAGAGAACCUGCGACUGAUAAGCUCCAGCCCCCUUUCCUGUGUUCAUCAGCUUCUGCUCCAAAGAAAGACGUCCACGUUGCUUUUCUGGCUGAUGUGAAAAAAGCCCUGGGAGCAGAGAAAUCAGCUGAGCUCUUUAAGACCAUUAACAGCUACAAGAAGACGGACAAUUAUGAGCAGUUGGUGACCACAGUGGUGAGCUUAUUUACAGAGAGAGACGAGGACUUCAACCUUCUAGUCCGAUUUGGCAUGUUUAUUCGCACCCACCAUAAGAAGCAGUACAAAGAGAUGGUGGAUGCUUUGAAAGGUCAGCCAGUGUGAACUGCUGAUGUCCCUGCUGUGAAUGAAGACCUGCAAAGAAAAGCUUGUCACCUCCUUUGAGAACUGGAGACAUUGUGUCCUCAGGCAGCCACAAAGCUGUUACUGAUAUGUUCCUUCUGGCAAACUGGGCUCUGUUUUGGGGCAGUAACUCCUCUGAACGCUGCAGCUGGAUGCGUUCUGGUUGGGAAGUCCUCUGUACAUCACAGACUGAGCAGAUGAACCAGAUUUACUUUUGGAAUCAACAUUUACAAGUGGCGCCUGUAACUCCUGACGACGCUCGUCAGCAGUCCCAUGAUCCCGUGUUCUUCUCCAUCUGCCCAACAACGAAGAAGAGUAGAUCACUCAUUUAAAAGGUGUUUUGAAACAUGGGCUGUAAAGGUUUAUAAUUUAAUUGCAAGUAAAGCAGACUGUCUACUAACACUAGGUCUUACAAUAAUGUAAUUAAAAGUGAACUUGUAAUAUGUGGUGGCAAUUUCUGUGAAUCAAGCACAAAUUCAAACACUGGACUCACAGUACAAUCACCUCCAUGACAAUAUUAAAAAUAAAAAAUCUUUGGAAUCAA
Molecule: messenger RNA, 4167 nt
Organism: Hippoglossus stenolepis (Pacific halibut)
Lineage: Eukaryota; Metazoa; Chordata; Actinopteri; Pleuronectiformes; Pleuronectidae
Gene: rtel1
Product: regulator of telomere elongation helicase 1
Exons: 33
Coding region: 147-3605 (1152 amino acids)
Biological process (GO): negative regulation of t-circle formation; negative regulation of DNA recombination; regulation of double-strand break repair via homologous recombination
Cellular component (GO): nucleus
Molecular function (GO): DNA helicase activity; ATP binding; hydrolase activity, acting on acid anhydrides, in phosphorus-containing anhydrides
Source: RefSeq, a predicted model, not a curated record